Molecule: messenger RNA, 2251 nt
Organism: Solenopsis invicta (red fire ant)
Lineage: Eukaryota; Metazoa; Arthropoda; Insecta; Hymenoptera; Formicidae
Product: zinc finger protein OZF
Exons: 4
Coding region: 398-2080 (560 amino acids)
Biological process (GO): regulation of transcription by RNA polymerase II
Molecular function (GO): RNA polymerase II cis-regulatory region sequence-specific DNA binding; DNA-binding transcription factor activity
Source: RefSeq, a predicted model, not a curated record
AGCGCAUCGCCCCGUCAAUCCCCUCAUCGGCGAACAGAGAGGGAGAGAGAGAGAUAGAGUGUGCGAAUUUGUCGUCACAUCGCGCGUCUUCUACGGUCCACAACCACGACCUACUCGCAAUCGGUAGUCUGAGCGGUAUCUCCAGUACCGAAAACGACCCGCGCCCGCGGCUGCGAAUCGGCCGCUCGGUGCCGCGGUACGAUUUUCCAGAGCGGCGCCGCAAGAACAGGUUGAAGGAAGCGUCGUCAGGCCCCGCGCUCAACCUAUAUUUUCGUACAUACAUGGCAGGGCCAUGUAACCUAUGCUAAUGAAGUGUAGCAAAUGGAAGGUUUUAAGGUGAAAGAUGAACCGAUGGAUGCAUUAGCCAUAGACAGUCAGGUUAUGGUAAACUUUUUGUAUGAAACGGCAGCAGGAUGAGAACAUUGUGAGCGUCGUGCUUAAAGAGGAACCAGGCGACAGAUUCGAUCCAGACUACAUGGAGGAUAUUUGCUCAGGCACUUUUGAGAAGGGCGCUCUGUUUUUGCCUAUCGAAAACAAUGAGGUGGACUUCUCCAAUGAGAUGGUGAAGUUGGAGCUAGAGGGAGAAUCAACCAGUCAUCAGAACUGGUCGCAAAUAGCAAAUACUAAUUUAUGUGACAAGGAUGAUGGUGUGAUGCAACGAUGCUUAACUAAUACAAAUUUCAUGCAAACGCAAGACUCAGACAAACAUGGAUUUUGUCAGAACGGGCAGCAACCAAAAUUUUACAAGAUUCAAUGUUCAAUCUGCAAGAAAUGGUUUCUCAACAAUGAUUCCAUGGUGACACAUCUGCGAACGCACUGUAGUGGAAAUCAAUGCGAAGUUUGUCAACAAAGUUUUACUGACAAUUCUAGCCUGCAUGCCCACAUGUUAUCUCAUGUUGGAAUGAGUCCAUUAGAGUGCAACAUUUGUCAAAAAAAAUUUGCUUAUAAAUGGAGCUUAAGAAGUCACAUGCAGUUGCAUGUGCUGGAUAAACCGUACGAUUGCGACGCAUUGCAACAGGCUUUCAUGAAGCGAGCUGGAAUGAAUGAGCAGAUAAUGCAAAUGGAGGACAGGCCCUUUGAGUGUGACGUAUGUCAUGUGACAUUUAAGGAGAAGAUUAAUUUGAAUCGGCACAUGUCUAACCAUACAAACACAGAUAAACUCUAUAAAUGUACGAUUUGCUUCGAAGCGUUCAAGGAGAAAGCAAAAUUGAACAUGCAUUUGCCGCUGCACACAGGGAACAAGCAUUUUAAGUGUACGUUGUGUCACAGAUCAUUCGCCCAGAAAACCGCGCUUAACAAUCACAUGUUGGCGCACAGCGGUGAAAAACCGCACGCGUGUAACAUUUGUGAGAAAACCUACAAAAGAAAAUCAGAAUUGAUCAGGCAUACUAUGGUUCACACCGGCGAGAGACCAUACGAAUGUAAAGAGUGCUUGAUGACUUUCCGGGAGAAGGCCAAACUGAAUUCUCACAUGUUAGUUCAUACGGGGGAGAAACCACACGAAUGUCACAUAUGUCACAAGGCGUGCGCAAGGAAAUCGGAUUUAAACAGUCAUAUGCUGUUACACACUGGCGGUCAGUACGAUUGCAAGGUUUGCGACAAAAUUUUCACUAGAAAAUCGGAUCUAAAUCGGCACACUUUAAUACACACCGGUGAGAAACCGUUUGCGUGCAAUAUGUGCGAUAUGGCAUUCAGGGAAAAAACGCGACUGAACUCACACAUGAUCAUACACACGGGCGAUAAACGUCACGCGUGUCAUAUCUGUCAGAAAACGUUCAAGGAAAAAUCAUCGUUAAGGAAACACAUGUUAAGUCACACCGGCGACAGACCGCAUGAAUGUUAUGUCUGCCAUAAAACUUUCACACAGAAGUCGACGUUGAACAGUCACAUUCUGGUUCACGCCGGUGAGAGACCAUUUGAAUGUAGUACUUGUCAAAAAAUAUUCAAGGACAAAGCGGCGUUGAAAAAGCACUUGCUAGUGCACGUCAACGAAAAAACUCACGAAUGUCUUAUUUGUAUGAAAAAAUUCGCCCAUAAAACAGCAUUGAAUAGUCACCUGUCCUCAAAUCACAUAUCCUAACUACACGGAUCUAGUCUAUUACGGCUUUCUGUUUCUUUACAUUGAGCACCGUAUGUUUGUAGUUGUAUAGCAUAUUUCCAUGAUGACACCUAUAUCUGUUUUAUAUGCCAAUAGGUCUAAAGUCGUAUUUUUUCCUGUGUAUGGACAAAUAAUAAAUUAAUUUCUAAGUAA